AUGAUGCGAAGGCGACAUUGUUCCGAGAAUACUGAUGACCAAACUGGCAAAGAGGUUGUCACUAAUGUUUUCCGGGCAGCGAAGGCUGUUGAUGAGUUCGGCGGGAUGAUUACUAAUUUAAAGAUGAAACUUGAUGACAACAUUGGUGCGAGCGAAGAAAAUGUCAAGCCCUUGUCAGAUGAGUACGUGAAUGCACUGAAGACCAUUUACAAUCGCUACAUUACCUAUUUGGAUGCAUUUGGGCUUGAGGAAACCUAUUUACGGAAGAAGGUUGAGACAGAGUUGGGAACUAAGUUGAUAUACUUGAAGAUGAGAUGCAGUGGAAUCAGUUCUGAGUGGGAAAUGUGA
Messenger RNA from Malus domestica (apple), 348 nucleotides. The record is from RefSeq and is a predicted model, not a curated record. Lineage: Eukaryota; Viridiplantae; Streptophyta; Magnoliopsida; Rosales; Rosaceae.